GUGGUGAUAAUAUUUUUCACAUUUAUUUACUCUGCCGUGUAGUGCAGAACUGUGAAAAAAAUGAAUUCCCUCCAGUUAUGCUGUGAUGGCAAUUACUUUAAUGUGAUGGUUGACGAUGAAACCUACCUGGAACUAAUUAAUGAUCCAAAUAAGUUGAGCAGCUAUGCCGAACAAGUUCGCGACAUUAUGACGAAUAAUGAAUCAAUUAGUGAAUCAGAUAUUAAUUUACCAGGACCAAGUACCAGCACUAGUGAUUUGACCAGUGAUGGGAAUUUUUCUGAGCUGAUAAGGGGGCCAAGUACUAGUACUGGGACAACUAACACUGAAAACGUUUUCAAAUGGACUCAAUCACUGACUCUUAUGUUAAUUGACCUGAGAUUGAAAAAAGAAAAAGAUUUUAAUCGGCCAAUAUGUAAGAAAAAAAAGCUUUGGGAGCAAAUUGCAUGUGAAAUCAAAACCAAAACUGGGAAAUUUGUUACCAGCGAAAUGUGUGAUAUAAAAUAUCGUAACCUACUAAGUACUUAUAAAAUAAAUAAAAAAAAAUCCCAACAAAGUGGAGAGGGGUGCAUUUCAUGGGAAUUUUAUAAAAUGUUUGAUGAAAUAUUAGGAUGUAAAUCUAACAUUCUGCCCCACAGGGAAGUAUUAGGAAGUGUGGACAGCAUAAGUGAGGCUUCAACAGUGAAUGAAACUGAUGCGACUGAAUCAGAAACUGAAGAGAAGGGGCUGAACGGGGGACCUCAACCUCUGGUUGAGAAUUUAAAAAAUAAUAGGGAAAGAAAUAAGAAACGUAAAAGGUCUAUUGAUAUUGGUGAAUAUUUAUUUCAAAAGCAAAUAGAAGAUAAGGAGAAAAGGUUAGAGAAAGAAAAAGGAAAAGACGAACGCUGGAAAGAAAAGCGAGCCUUGAAAGCAAGAGAAAUUGAAGCUAUAGAAAAAUUGGCAGAGGCAAUUGCCAAGCAGAAAAAAGACUAGGCAUUCCAAAUUCAUUUUUUUAGAUACCUACCUAUUUACCCAUAUUAGUUUUUAGAAUAAUCAUCAAUGCGUUCCUGUUUUCUUUAAUGUUUAAUGUUCGUUCUGUUACAGUAUAGUGACACUAAAAAUAUUAUUGAAUAUAUAUUUUUUUUUAAAAUUUUUAUUGCAUUUUUUUUAAAUUGGUUUAUCAACUUUUUAAGCUGUUUUACUUCUGCAUGAAAUAAAAUUAAAUUUGAAUUGUUUAAGAUACCUUUCUGAAAUAAAUUUUAAGCUAAGUAUGAUACUUU
Messenger RNA from Ceutorhynchus assimilis (cabbage seed weevil), 1256 nucleotides. Lineage: Eukaryota; Metazoa; Arthropoda; Insecta; Coleoptera; Curculionidae. The record is from the annotation of a GenBank genome assembly.